This is a messenger RNA of Carlito syrichta (Philippine tarsier), 3590 nucleotides long. It is a transcript of the gene SKIL, whose product is annotated as SKI like proto-oncogene. Gene Ontology annotation, cellular component: nucleus. Gene Ontology annotation, biological process: negative regulation of BMP signaling pathway. NCBI's taxonomy places the organism in Eukaryota, Metazoa, Chordata, Mammalia, Primates, Tarsiidae. The coding region runs from base 787 to 2841 and encodes 684 amino acids. The transcript has 7 exons. The record is from RefSeq and is a predicted model, not a curated record. Gene Ontology annotation, molecular function: RNA polymerase II cis-regulatory region sequence-specific DNA binding; DNA-binding transcription factor activity, RNA polymerase II-specific; SMAD binding.
AGCUGGUGUUAGACUGAAAGAAAUCACCUAAGUGUCAUCUUUGGUGGAAUGAGCUCAGUUUCAGGAACUGGUUUCAGACUGACCCUCUGGCCUCUGGAGCAAAUUCAAAUGUAACUCUUCUCCCACCCCCUUCUCUUCUUCCAGAUUAGUUAAAAGAAGAAUGAAGUAUAAUCCUUGAAGAUUACUGGCCAAUGUUUUAAGUUGGAGCCUGUUCCUGGUUGUGAGGAUUUAUACAAGUCUUCAGUUUUUCAGCACAGACCGGCCGACCAUAAUUCUUUGGAGGAGUUACUCCCCCGCCCUGCUCUUCAGUGUCCUUGGUGGCAAAAAUUAAAUUUGAUUGCCUCAUUUUGACUUGGGUUUCAGGCUAGAUUUUAUGACACAAGGAAGGGCAUAAACUUUCCACGUGUUUUCCUUAAAACAGACCUCAUCAAACCAGUGCAUUGAAUCUGGACGUCUUGAAUUGAGAAGUCAGUCACUUUAUUUCAAUACACAUAGCUGAAGAAUUCAAGAAGACGAAGGCGUCCUCGGGUGUACUUCUUUUUCUUUAUUAUUAGAGAUGAAACGAGACAUUUCGUAGCAUUUGCAGUGAAAUCCUAGAUUAUAAGCAGAACCAAAACAAAGUUGCAGAAUCUAAUGAGUAAGGAGAGUUCUCUUUGGAAAUUUAAAUUUUUGUGAGAGUAAGUUACUACAAGCAUUUAUACCUGUCCAUUACUUUUCUCUCUCCAAAUAAGCAGCUAAAUGAAAAUGCACAUCUCAGACUUAAUUAUUUAGCAGAAUAGUGGAGCAAUGGAAAACCUACAGACAAAUUUCUCCUUGGCUCAGAGCGCAAAUAAAAAACUGAAUGGGAUGGGAGACGAUGGCAGCCCUCCAGCGAAAAAGAUGAUGACAGACAUUCAUACAAAUGGAAAAAUGAUAAGCAGGGUGCCAGCAGUUAAGAAGGAACUCUUGGAUGACUAUGGAGACGCGCCGAUGGAAGCUGACGUGGAGCAUGUCAAGCGAACCUGUGCUUCUGUGCCCGAGCCUUUAAAUUUAAAUCCAAGUUUGAAACACACGCUAGCACAAUUCCAUUUAAGUAGUCAGAGUUCUCUGGGGGGGCCAGCAGCGUUUUCUGCUCGCUAUUCCCAGGAAAGCAUGUCGCCAACUGUGUUUCUGCCGCUGCCGUCUCCUCAGGUUCUUCCAGGCCCACUGCUUAUCCCUUCCGAUAGCUCCACAGAACUCACCCAGACGGUGUUGGAAGGGGAAUCCAUUUCUUGUUUUCAAGUUGGAGGAGAGAAGAGACUCUGUCUGCCUCAAGUUUUAAAUUCUGUGCUACGAGAAUUUUCACUCCAGCAGAUAAAUACAGUGUGUGAUGAACUGUACAUAUAUUGUUCACGGUGUACUUCGGACCAGCUUCAUAUCUUAAAGGUCCUGGGAAUACUUCCGUUCAAUGCCCCGUCCUGUGGGCUGAUUACAUUAACUGAUGCACAAAGAUUAUGUAAUGCUUUAUUGCGGCCACGAACUUUUCCUCAAAAUGGUAGCAUACUUCCUGCUAAAAACUCAUUGGCCCAGUUAAAGGAAACUGGCAGUGCCUUUGAAGUGGAACAUGAGUGCUUGGGCAAAUGUCAGGGUCUGUUUGCACCCCAGUUUUACGUCCAGCCUGAUGCUCCCUGUAUUCAGUGUCUGGAGUGUUGUGGAAUGUUUGCACCCCAGACGUUUGUGAUGCAUUCUCACAGAUCACCUGACAAAAGAACUUGCCACUGGGGCUUUGAAUCAGCCAAAUGGCAUUGCUAUCUUCAUGUGAACCAAAAAUACUUAGGGACACCUGAAGAAAAGAAGCUGAAGAUAAUCUUAGAAGAAAUGAAGGAGAAAUUUAGCAUGAGGAAUGGAAAGAGAAGUCAAUCCAAGACAGAUGCACCGUCAGAAAUGGAAUUACAGUCAUGGUAUCCUGUCAUAAAGCAGGAAGGUGACCAUGUUUCUCAGACGCAUUCAUUUUUGCACCCCAGCUACUACUUAUACAUGUGUGAUAAAGUGGUUGCCCCAAACGUAUCGCUCACUUCUGCUGUAUCCCAGUCUAAAGAGGUCACAAAGACAGAGGCAAGUAAGUCCACGUCAAGACAGUCAGAGAAGCCUCAUGAUAGUGGUAAACAUCAAAAACCAGUGUCUUAUCCAGAUGUCUCACUUGAGGAGCAGGAAAAGAUGGAUUUAAAAACAAGUAGAGAAUUAUGCAGCCGUCUAGAUCUAUCGAUCUCUAAUAAUCUUUCAGGUAAAAAGAAAUCCGAGUCUACCGCUUGCAACUUCAUCAGAGACACAAGCAAGGUGGGAAUUGGCCACGAUGCUGCAGCUGCUUCUCCACUUUCUGUGAAAGAUGUCGUUUGUGAGGAUGAUAAGGGAAAAAUCAUGGACGAAGUGAUGAGAACUUAUGUAAAACAGCAGGAAAAACUGAACUCAAUUUUACAAAAGAAGCAACAACUUCAGAUGGAAGUGGAAAUGUUGAGUAGUUCAAAAGCUAUGAAGGAACUCACUGAAGAACAGCAGAAUUUACAGAAAGAGCUUGAAUCUUUGCAGAAUGAACAUGCUCAAAGAAUGGAAGAAUUUUACGUUGAACAGAAAGAUUUAGAGAAGAAGUUGGAGCAGGUAAUGAAGCAAAAAUGUUCCUGUGACUCAAAUUCAGAAAAGGACAAGGAGGCUGAAUAUGCAGCACAGUUGGCAGAACUGAGACAGAGGUUGGACCAUGCUGAGGCUGACAGGCAAGAGCUCCAAGAUGAACUCAGGCAGGAACGGGAGGCAAGACAGAAGUUAGAGAUGAUGAUAAAGGAGCUGAAGCUGCAAAUUCUGAAGUCAUCAAAGACUGCUAAAGAGUAGAAACAGUUAAAGAGGGUCGUCCGUGUAUUACAGGGUUUUUUGUUUGUUGUUUGCUUUGGUAAUUGAAUUCUGAACGACUUACCUGCAUGAAGACAACUGGCAUUCUAUCCAUUUGUAGAUCAGAGAAAGUGAAGAGAUUAUAUAUUAAUACGUACAUUUUUACAUUUUCCAGAUGAAUGAAAAUAUGUGUUUCUUUGUACUCUUUUUUUUUUUUAAAUCAGCUUAGUAACAGUACUAUAUGGUUUCAACUAGUAGAUAAGCUGCCUAUAUUUCUAAUGCAAACAUAACAAUUGUCUACUUUUUAAAAGCUGCAGUGAGUGAUGGAGAUUAGCUGUGGUCAAUUUUGUUAUCCAUAUUUCAGACUCAAUUUUAGAUACAAUGGUGGCUUCAUAUUUUAAAUAUAUAAUAUAGAGCUACUCAGUGAGUUGAAUAUCCCUUUUUCUUAUUAACGCAGUCUCCUUUCUAAGUUGAUAUAUUGUUCUCAUUAUUAUACACACAGUUUACUUUGACUUUGUUCAGACUGUGGAAUGAAUUUCCACCAGUUCUCCUCUUUCUACCGUCUCCUAAGAGGAAUUUCACUGAAGUUAGAGCACAUCCCCUGGGCACAAUGGGGAAGGAGAACAUGCAUUGUUAUGCUCUGCUGCUAAAGGUGAGAAGCAGUUGUAAUUUGUUUUUCAGUUUAAAUGUGGCUAUAUUUAGGAUUUUUUUUUGAACAGCUACUUUGGAAAAAUAAAAUGUCAUAAUUUCUG